UCGUACAUCAUCUCCGAUGAUGAGCCUGCGCGAUAACGAUUACGAAACGACGGCGACGGUUACGUCAUGACACAUCGCAUCACAUCGCCGUCAGCUGAUCACCCCUUGCCUUGUCAAAGUCCGCACGGUAGCAGUAGCGACGGCGGAGAGAGGAGAAGGGGAGAGGCAGAAAGAGUAGGGUCCAGAUCAUGCGGAUUCCCGUCGCAUUCUUCGGUCGAUCAGCGGAGCAAGAUAGCCAUUGUCGAAUUUCUCAUGGUGGCGAUCACCACGUAUCGCGCCGUUCCGGUUCUCAGGGCCGUGAUACUUGGCGCGCCGGCAUCCGGUAAGGGCACCGUGUCCACGAGGAUCGUCCAGCAGUUUGGCGUCGCGCACAUUUCCAGCGGCGACAGACUGCGUCUCCACGUGUCCGUCGGCACCAAUCUAGGCAGGGAAGUGAAGAAGUACAUGGAAAAUGGUAGCUUCGUACCAGACGACUUGAUGAUAUCCUUCAUCGGCGAGGAGAUCCAAUCGGUGGCGAAUCGGAAUUGGCUAUUGGACGGAUUCCCGAGAACAUUGACGCAGGCGGAGCGAUUGCAGAAGUUACAGCCGAUCAAUCUCGUGGUGAAUCUCGUGGUGCCCACCUGCGUCAUAUUGGAUCGCAUCAAGAGUAGAUGGGUGCAUCUACCCAGCGGCAGGGUCUACAAUAUUGGCUUUAACGAUCCACGAGUGCCGGGCAAGGAUGACGUAACGGGCGAACCGUUGAGUCAGAGAGAGGAUGACAAACUGGAAGUUGUGCAAAGAAGACUGCAAGACUACACGAUGAAGACUGAGCCGGUUGUGCGGUUUUAUCGUGAGAUUGGAAUAUUGAAGGACUUUCACGGUAAUACUACUGACGAAAUGUGGCCAGAAAUUAGAAAAUGUAUAGCACAAUACUUUUGAAUUUUAGAUCAAUUUUUUUUAGAUAAAUAUAUUUAAAUGUACGCGGAUAAGAUCGUCUCGGAUAGAUCCUCCCUCUUUCUCUUUGAUCCUUAAAUAGGUCUAUUUAGAUCUGUGUUUAAAUCUGUCUGUGAAACUACAUCUUCAAUCUAUAUAUAAUUCUUACAUUUUUAAAAAUUAGAUCCACACGUACACAGAUAUAGAGAAAAAAGAUUACAUAAGGUCCGAGAAUUAUAUCUAAGAAUAUUUGUACAUUAUUACAUAUCGAAAGAUUGAAAUAAGCAGAUCUAUUUAAACCUAUUUGGGAUCUCUCUCCAAUUCGCAAAGCGUGCACAUGAUCUCAAAUAAUAAGCGCUCUUGUUCUGUAAUAACACAAAAAGAACGCGUAUUAUAACGUUGAACGCAAUUUGCUUUUUCAUUCACACAUACAACAAACGCACACACGCAUGAAUCAUAUUGCUUGCAUAUACGCGAUUUCGUAUAUCGACAAUAAUAGAUGUUUUCAACGCGCAACGCCAAGAUAAUCCAACGAGAUUUUAUAAUUCAAUAUUGAAUGGCAACGAUAAUCAUAUCUAUAAUUAGCGGGCGAGAAUUACAUAUACUAUUAGCCAAUUAUAUAUAUAUAUAUAUAUAUAUAUAUAUAUAUAUAUAUAUAUAAAAGCAGUAACGAAUAUAUGAAGUGUCCCAAAAGAAUUAAAUGUUUCUUUAAUAAAGGAAUUUUUUUUCCUUAGAAUUAGUGAGAAAUUGUCGAGGCAUAAUUUUUACGAGUGAUUGAAGAAAACUUUUCGCGAUUACAUUUAAUGGAAUACUUUCAGGACACCCUGUAUACGUUUACCGUAUUAAUUUUUCAGUUAGGAUUUUGCAAAGCAUUGAAAUAAACGCGAGCUAUACGUCGGUAAUUUUUUGUGAUUAUCAUUUUUUAUGAAUAUAAUAUGUAUUUGCGAGCUAACUUGCUUGACCAAAGUUCAAGAUAUAGUACAAAGUAGUGAUUCUAGAAUUAAUCGCCAUGUAAUCACCACACAUUUCUCUUCUUUAUUUCCAACGUAUAUAUAACGUUAUCAAUGUAAGAGAGAUAUAUAACAACGUUCAAUAUUAUGUAUACAGUUUUAACAAUAUAAGUACAAUAUACGCAUAUACAUAUGCAAA
Messenger RNA from Cataglyphis hispanica, 2061 nucleotides. It is a transcript of the gene Ak3, whose product is annotated as GTP:AMP phosphotransferase AK3, mitochondrial. NCBI's taxonomy places the organism in Eukaryota, Metazoa, Arthropoda, Insecta, Hymenoptera, Formicidae. The coding region runs from base 67 to 918 and encodes 283 amino acids. Gene Ontology annotation, molecular function: ATP binding; AMP kinase activity. The transcript has 4 exons. Gene Ontology annotation, cellular component: cytoplasm; mitochondrion. The record is from RefSeq and is a predicted model, not a curated record. Gene Ontology annotation, biological process: nucleobase-containing compound metabolic process.